Molecule: messenger RNA, 1680 nt
Organism: Toxoplasma gondii ME49
Lineage: Eukaryota; Apicomplexa; Conoidasida; Eucoccidiorida; Sarcocystidae
Exons: 1
Coding region: 1-1680 (559 amino acids)
Source: RefSeq, a predicted model, not a curated record
AUGGGAUUUUUCGAAGGCAUGUCAGUGGCUCAGGCCCGAGUUUCAGCCUGGCUAAAUCAUAUGCAGGGGAUGCAGAAACUAGCACGAACUGUCCUGGAUGCAGGGGAUCAAAAAGCCGGGGAACUUCAUGAAUUCGAAGCGAAAGCAGCAGACAAACUUUCUUGCCCACUUCAACACCGCGUGCCUUUGACCGAGUUGUCAGUUUGCGACGUCCUACCACCGCAGGAUUCCGCGGUUCACUACCCUCUGGCGAGCGUGUGCUCCGGAAAAACUGCCUGUAGCCUGACAACGGUGGAACCGCACAGCUCUGGCAUGUGCCAGAGUUUCAAAAGAGGUUCCGUGAACCUGCCAGAAACUUCCAAAAGUUGUCUCAGAGAAGACGGCGAGACUGCUGUGUGUCUCAUAUCCCGGCACACUGACCGCCCUCGUCCUGCUGAGAAAAGGAACUGCUGUCAUCAUGCAGCUGGUUAUGAAGGUGUCUCAGUUCGACAGAGUCUACCAGUUUGUACAGCACAGACACAGGGGGCGUUGAUUCAUGCAGUACGCUCAUGCGGGAGAGAAACUGGGUCACUCCCACGAACAAUUGGAUCUUCUAAAAGGAACACUUAUUCCAGUGACACGCUGAUUGUAAUCCACGAGGGCACAAGGAGUCCGGUGACUGCAGAAGCGGUACCCACAUCCCGCCGAACCCAAGCCGGUUCCUCACGCGAGGUGCAAAUGCCGAAACACCCGCCAAACACCGCGCAAGCAUCUCCACCAUCAGUUGAAGAAAAGGCUCUGGCAUUCGCGAAAACGUCUGCUGGAGUUCAAGCAUCCCUGCGAACAUACCCUCAUUUUGUACCAGACAGCCCCAGUGCGAGGGAAAUCACCGGCAGCAUCAAGCGUAGAGAAGCCGAGAGGAAUGUGGAUAAUGCGGAGGAACCGGACCCGUGGCAGGCGCGGUGUAGCGUUGACAAGCGGGAACCUGGCAAAUUGCUAGCAGAUUCCUCGAGUUACACAAGAGGUGGACGCAAAUGUCGUGCAGUGUCCGCAGAACCUGAUAGUGACGGGUCCAGGGACCGGCGGAGGAGUUUCAAAGACGGGACGAGGGAUUUAAAAGUCCCUCUGCUGACAGCAUGGCAGUUUUUUAAGGAACUGCAUGAAUUGGUGCGUGAAACUGGAGACCUUCGGGACUACAUCUGCGAGACCUACGGCGUGGCGCGAGUUCACAAGUACUCUCAGUCCGUCCUCAAACAACAGCGUGGUGAAACCGUUCCGGUGUCUGUCUGUGACGGGGUGGACUGCUCCCUCAGUGACGAUUCCCUAUCUACCAUAACAAAGUCGUCUCUGCGGAGCAUGACAUCGCACGUGUCUUCCUCUCUUUCCAUAUCAGCCUUGCAGGCAGCUACCCGAGGGGUAACCGCUAACGUUUCGAGUAGCUUCUGCCAGUUGCGUCUACCAACAAUGGAGAGCCGGAACGUCAAACAGACUAACUUGCGGCAGUCUGCCCGACGCGAACAGCGAGAUUUGCUUGAUAUGCUUCAGACACAUAUCUUGAGUCAGAUCUACGAAAGCGAGAUUCACGACGCGCAAGACAUUUUCGAAGCAUCGCCUUCGUCGAAUGGCUUUUCCGACAGCCUGAGCUUCUUGGAGGAUGUGGUGGACGUAUUGAUGCAUUGUCCAUCUGAUGAGGAAGCGUAA